CGCAUUGUGCCCUGCCCUGUCAUUUUCAUAUACGCUCAACCAUACUCUCAAUCGCGUGAACUAGAAACAUUCUCAUUGCGCAAACGACUCCAACCUUUGCCAUGGCAUCCCCUGAGCCUGCCUCUCCUUCGCCGGAGAGGAGCUUGCCCGAUGCGCCACCUCUGACCCACCAGACCACGUAUAAGUCUUUCAAGAGAAAGUAUGCGAAGCAAAAGAUCUGCUUUGAACACGCUAUGAAAAAGAGCAAUACUUUGUUCAAGGAGGAACUGAGGAUUCGCGACCUCUCAAAGCGACUUAAGGAACAGAAUGAUCAACUCCUGGAAGCGCUUUUAGAGCUCAACAACAGUAUACGCGUCCCCCCCGAGCUCCGAUAUAACCUCGACCUCCCAGGCUCCAAGUUACCCAGACUACACUCCCCAGAACCUGAGCACUAUCAGCAAGAAUCCUACGACACGGAAACUGCUCGCGAGGCACUCCGGGUUGCGAAAGAGAGGCUAUUAGCAGGAGAAAUAAAGGCCGACCAAUGUCGCCGCCUGGAGGAGUCUCUCCUUCAAAGCGAGAAUUUCGCUCCCGCAGUGCAAUACUCCUCGUUAUUAAAAGUCCCACAUACUACCUCAAGUAUUCAUGGGGAUCACCCCGCCAUGAAAUGCGACAUGGAUUCAACGCUCGGGUUUCUAAGUCCAGAGCAUGAAACUGAGUAUGCCGCAGCGCUCGACGCCGCUUCCGCUGGAGAACCUAGGCCAGCAGGGAAAUCUGCCUCAGCUGCGAGUAGGGACAGGGAAGCUGCUAUCCGGAAUCCAGUUUCCGUGAUAAAUUGGUUGAGGAAACAUCAACCGCAAGUCUUUCUGCAAGAUGCUGAUGCGGUAUCUGAAAAACCCCCUCCCCGUUCUAACAAUCCACGUAGUUCGAAGCGAGCGAGUACCCACACGCGAAAAGAUGAAGAUAUAUACGACGAAGAUGGUAUAUUAAUUGACGUUCCGGCGACUGGUGGGGGAUCUGGGGGUGGAGGAGGCCGUGGAAAGCGAAAGCGAGACGAGGAUGGAGGCUAUCGACCCAAAGGUGGCAGUGGUGGUCGGUCGAGGAAGAAAAAGGAAGACGCCCCAAAACGGGCGAAGAGGAGUUCCGCAGCUGGAGCCACGACAUAAAUUCUAUCACGAUGUCCCUAUUACCUUUCAAGCAGUUCACGCGGCUCCUACGUUCAUCUACAACGUCAUUACAGUUCCCCUGUGUGUAUGAAUAUGUUUUCCUUCCUUUCCCUUGCGAGCAAGAUGUCCUAUUUUUAAUAUGAUUCUUUUUUCGGGAUUCCCUUCUUUUGGAAUCUCGAGUGCUCCAGAAUUCGAUUGAUUCAAUUGCACAUGUCGUUUGUUCGCUUUCUUAAAAAGCUUUGUGUCAUUUUUUGGAACAAAGACACCUAGCCAUCAAACUUUUCCUUGUUUCUCAAAGUCUGCUGGUUCUAAAUCCUGCCCUUUUAGAGCUGGUCGUACCUCACGUUACCCUUUUUGCACUUAAUGAAUACAUUUUCUCUUGAACAAUUACCUGCUAUAUAUAGACUAUAACUGCUUUCCAUUUGAUAUGUCAAUGUCUAUAAUCCACAAAGCUAGGAUUUACUUUAUAAUCUACAUCUCC
Molecule: messenger RNA, 1626 nt
Organism: Blastomyces dermatitidis ER-3
Lineage: Eukaryota; Fungi; Ascomycota; Eurotiomycetes; Onygenales; Ajellomycetaceae
Exons: 3
Coding region: 102-1145 (347 amino acids)
Biological process (GO): chromatin remodeling
Cellular component (GO): Ino80 complex; nucleus
Source: RefSeq, a predicted model, not a curated record